UGUGCUCACUCCGCCUCUUCCCAGCGGAUGCUCGCUCCCUGUCAAUUUAUUUUCUGAGAUGAAGAGUUGAGGAAGGGGGAAAAGGAAACAAGAGGGUCUGCGGGGGUAGCGCAGUUAAAACAUCCAUGGGUGGUUGUGUGGGCAGUCACCAUGAUUCUUCAGGCAGUCUAAACGAAAACUCUGACGGAACUGGAGUGGCUCUUGGGCGUAACCAGGCCUUGAAGAGAGAGAAGCCCAAAUGGAAGAGUGACUAUCCAAUGACGGACGGCCAGCUGCGCAGUAAGCGGGAUGAGUUCUGGGACACUGCGCCUGCCUUCGAGGGCCGCAAGGAGAUCUGGGACGCGCUCAGGGCCGCCGCCCAGGCCUUCGAGAGCAACGACCAUGAACUGGCCCAGGCCAUCAUCGACGGGGCCAGCAUAACAUUGCCACACGGCGCACUGACUGAGUGCUAUGAUGAGCUGGGGAACCGCUACCAGCUGCCAGUCUACUGCCUGUCUCCACCUGUCAACAUGAUCGAGGAGAAGAGUGACCUGGAGAGUCUGGAGGUCAGCGAGCCGCCACCCAGCGAGGGCCAGGAGUGCCAGCUGCGCCUGCGCUUGUCUACAGGCCGGGACCUGCGCCUGGCGGUGAGGACCACGGACACGGUGCAGCACAUGAAGCGCCGGCUGCAGACGGUGGAGGGCGUGGCGGCGGCCACCCAGCGCUGGUUCUUCUCGGGCCGGCCACUCACGGACAAGAUGAAGCUGGAGGAGUUGAAGAUCUCCAGGGACUACGUGGUGCAGGUGAUCGUCAGCCAGCCGCCCGUCCCCCUGCCCACCCAGGCACCGCCCACCCCCAUACCAGCCACACCCGCCACACUACCCCAGGACCCCACACCCGUGGAAAACUAGUGCCUGGCACCCGGAGAAGGCAUGCAGGAGGAGAGAGGACCACAAUGGGAGGACCAGCUUGUGUCUAAGAAAGCGAGCGAGAGCGGUGUGUGUGUGUGUGUGUGUGUGUGUGUGUGUGUGUGUGUGUGUGUGUGUGUGUGUGUGUGUGUGUGUGUGUGUGUGUGUGUGUGUGUGUGUGUGUGUGUGUGUGUGAAGGAGCUAAGCAGGUAGAAGAUUAAACACGUGUCUGCAAAUGGGCUGAAACAGGACUAGAGAGCCAUUGAAAGGGUUUAUUUCCAGUUGAGUGUUUGUUAAGCUGUGUUACCUCUUCUCCCUCCUCGACGGGACGGCGAGGUUAUUCUGCAAGGCAUGCUAGGAUAGCAGCAGGGGUGUGUCUGUGUCUCAGCCGGAACAGGAAGACUCCGCCUCCUCGAUUGAAGACAACCAACCAGGAGCAGGAAGAGACUCAACCACAAGACAGGACCACCUGCCAACCUGACUUUUAACAAAUCAACCUUUUAUAAAAACUAUUUUUAAAAACUUGUCUUGCUUUUAGUGGAAACUGAACAACCAAAAAAAUAAAGAUCUGGGGAAACUAUAAGGAACGGGGAAGAAUAUACAGUAACAACUUUUUCAUUUUGCAUUGUUUUUACUCUUGUUUUGAUUUCACUGCUGUUGCAUUUUAGUCCUUGUCUUUGUCAAGGAUGAUUCUGUAUUGAUUUGGAGGACUGGGUCAAAGUUCCAGAACCUCUUACCUGCCUGCCUGCUCUCCAUCUCCUCUAUAGCUUCUAGUCAGUCAGCUGUCUGUCCUUCUAUUGCUCUCUUUGUUAUGCAUCCUACCUGUAACAGUCUUGACCUGUAGCUUCUUUCUGCAGACAUUACAUGUAGCUCUGCCAGUCAACUCUUAAGCAGACGAAUCACAUGCUCUGAACUAUACCUUUUAAAUUCCUGUCUUGGUUUGUGAAGUUAGUAGGCCGUCCUUCUCAUUCUCCAGUGUACAUCCCAUCGUGUAAACUUGACACUCACUCUACAGUUGUCUGUGUGCACCUGAUAUUUGCUUGAGAUGGAAAUACAGUAGGUUUCCAGUUAUUACAGGUGCAGAACUAAAAAAUAAAAGAAAGGAAAACAUGCAAACUGAAUGUGCUGGGAUGAGGUGUCAGUCAUCGCAAAGUGUUACUAGCACUGUGUAUAGAAAUUCUGCUUCACUAUACUUUAAAAUACUUAUCAGCGCAGUGUAUAUUCAAUUUUGUGUGUGUGUGUGUGUGAUAGAGAGUGAGCGAGAGUAAAUGCAUGUUUGAGAGGUUGUCGAGGGAAAGUGUUGGAUGUGCAGCUAUGUUCAUGUGCACAAUAUCUUCUGGUGACAAGAGCCAGACCUCAGAACAUACCAAGAAGAGGUUACGACCUUAGCAGGUCUCGAGGGGUUGUACUGUGGAGUGUUGACAUGUCACACCAGAGGUCUUGUCCUGUACUCCUGUAGCUGUUAAGACUUUGAGUAACAUUUUUCUGCUUCUCUCUUUGUGUGUAUGAGUGUGCUAAGGCACAUCAAGACUUAUUCAUGAAAAAUGCAUUUCAGAAACCUUAGUUGCAUAUUUUGAAAUAGAAUGUUUUUAAUUAAAUUGACCAACAUUUGUACUCCA
This is a messenger RNA of Oncorhynchus gorbuscha (pink salmon), 2506 nucleotides long. RefSeq names its product ubiquitin domain-containing protein 2. Bases 126 to 890 code for a protein of 254 amino acids. Gene Ontology annotation, molecular function: protein binding. The transcript has 3 exons. Lineage: Eukaryota; Metazoa; Chordata; Actinopteri; Salmoniformes; Salmonidae. The record is from RefSeq and is a predicted model, not a curated record.